This is a messenger RNA of Gastrolobium bilobum, 1664 nucleotides long. RefSeq names its product WAT1-related protein At3g28050-like. The transcript is spliced from 6 exons. Gene Ontology annotation, molecular function: transmembrane transporter activity. Gene Ontology annotation, cellular component: plasma membrane. The record is from RefSeq and is a predicted model, not a curated record. The coding region runs from base 167 to 1333 and encodes 388 amino acids. Lineage: Eukaryota; Viridiplantae; Streptophyta; Magnoliopsida; Fabales; Fabaceae.
AAAAAAAGAAAAGAAAACAGUGAUGAAUCACUAGCACAAAUUAGGGAAACCUGUCUCCAAAUUCAUCACCUACUACCGUCAAUCACAAGCACAAGUUACCGUAAUCUGUCUCCAAAUUCAUCGCCUACCAUCGUCACAUCUACAGGGAGAGAGAGAAUAGAAAGAAAUGCAGGGCACAGCUACAGGUGUAACGACAGUAAUGAUUGCGGUGCAGUUCUUGCAUGUGGGUUUGAACACUUUGAUAAAAGCAUCCAUAUCUAAAGGAAUGAGCAAUUUUGUUUUUGUUGCCUACUCAAACCUCCUCGCAUUCUGUUUCCUGUUACCAUCCACCAUAAUCUAUCACAGAAGCAGAGCUCUUCCAACAAUCAAUACAUGGAUUAUCUUCAGAAUUUUUGUUCUUAGCUUGCUUAGCUGUUCCAUACAGACGUUUAUGUAUACUGGAAUUCGGUAUAGCUCUCCCACUCUGGCCUCAGCCAUGGAGGAUCUCACUCCAGCUUAUACUUUCAUAAUUGCCAUCAUUUUCAGGAUGGAAAAGCUGGAUCUAAAACUACGAAGUUGCCAGGCAAAAUCCAUUGGCACUGUGGUCUCCAUUGCAGGAGCACUAACAGUGACUUUAUACAAGGGCUUGCCUAUGACUAAUGGUGUGCUUCCAAACAAUGUGCUUGGUGGGACUUUCCUCUCCUCACAGCAAUCAGAAUGGCUACUCGGAGGUUUUCUCCUUGCAGCUGCUAGUUUUUGUAUUUCGACUUUGCUUGUCAUGCAGGCAAGUGAAUCUUACUCAAACAUAUCUCAAGAAUGCGCAUGCACUUUGUCCUCACAUCUUGUAACUAAAAUCACAGUGUUCUUAUACAUUAUGCAGACUUGGACUAUCAAAGACUAUCCUGCGGAGCUAAUGCUAACAACCAUUUGUUGCAGUUUCGUUGUUAUCCUAUCUUUCAUGGUAGCUUUCAUUGCAGAGGGAAAUCCAAAGGCUUGGAUACUUAAACCUGAUAUGGAGUUGAUAUCUAUAUUCUAUUCAGCAAUUUUUGUGAUAUCUAUGCGAAGUGUGGUGCAUACAUGGGCAUGUCGCAAGAAGGGGCCUUUAUAUGUUGCUAUGUUCAAUCCUUUAGGAAUUGUCAUUGCACUCGCCAUGGGGGUUAUAUUUCUGGGUGAUGCUCUAUAUCUUGGAAGCAUGAUAGGAGCUGCUAUAAUAGCUAUUGGGUUUUAUGCUGUGAUAUGGGGCCAGGCCCAAGAUGAAAAGAUGGUUAAUGAAGAAUAUGGACAAUGUAGCAUUAUCUCAUCGUCUUCGUCUGCAGAGCCACUGUUAAUGAACAAAAAGCAAGGACACGAUUGAUUUUUGGAUGAUAGCAUAUAAAUUUUAAUGGAAAUUUGGACUUACAUGGAGAUAGUUCUAGACUAGACAGCCACGUGCAUUCCUAUCUUUACUUAAACGUUGUCCUUGUAUUACAGAACAAACUUGACUCGGCCACUCACACAACUAGCAUCAGUAGCAAGGAGCAACUCAUUAGUCAUUACCAAUGUCACCGUCAAAUGUCGUCAGCCCCUUGCUUUCAGCCACAACUUUACGAAGAAAAUAUCUUGCGGGAAUGGUUUAUCUCGUAUAAAAUUUGUAUAGUGGAAAAUCAUAUACAAUUUUAUAUUUAUGUCUUUUUUCACAGAUAUAA